Molecule: messenger RNA, 759 nt
Organism: Fusarium musae
Lineage: Eukaryota; Fungi; Ascomycota; Sordariomycetes; Hypocreales; Nectriaceae
Exons: 2
Coding region: 1-759 (252 amino acids)
Source: RefSeq, a predicted model, not a curated record
AUGUCAGCUCAAGAUUACUACAGUGGUGGUGGAGGUGGCUACGGCCAGCAGCAACAGCAAGGUGGUGGUUACGGACAACAACAAGGUUAUGGCCAACAACAACAGGGCUAUCCUCAGCAGCAACAAUACUCUCAAGGAUCCAACUACGGCUCCAACCAGCCCAGCUACGACAACCGCGAUCAAUCGUACGGCCAACACCAGGGUGGACAAUAUGGCAGCGGGCCUGGUCAAUACCCCGACGGUGCAGGUGGUCCCGGCGGUCCGGGUGGCCCGGGAGGUCCGGACGGGGAGCGUGGACUGGGUGCUACACUUGCAGGAGGCGGUGCAGCCGGCUGGGCCGCGCACACAGCUGGUAGCGGUCUUCUCGGCAGUCUAGCCAGUGCCGCUGCUGGUGCCAUUGGCGCAAACUUCCUCGAGCACAAGUUCAAGAAGCACAAGAAGGAGAAGAACAGGAAACAUCACCGCGACGGACGCCCUCGAGCAUUCACCGGCGACUCGACUAGCAGCAGUGACUCCGACUCUGGUGAUGAGCGACGUCGACGAAAGGACGAUGACUUGGCCUACGGAAAGUCUCAGUAUGACAACUCCUCCCGACACGGACAUGGAGGCGGUUCUCAUGGAGGCUCUAGCUCAUACGGUGGAGGCGGAUAUGGUGGCCGAGAUCAGGGCUAUGGCGGUGGCCAGAGCUACGGAGGCCAGGGCGGAUACGGAGGUCAAGGCGGAUAUGGUCAGCAGGGCUACGGUGGUACCCGAUACUAA